CAAAUUGUCGUUUCUAAAAAGUAUGGGAAAAAUCCUUCCGGUUCAUUCAUAGUUUUGGACGAUGCGGCUGGUGGAUUGUAAACAAAAAGCGACAAAACGAAAAUGACAAGCAUUGGCGUGAAUGGCUCGUCCUCGUCUACUGAUGGGCUCCCGAAACAGUUCGUGACGUCUUUGAGGAUUCUAUUCGAUAUAUUAGACGAAGAGCGAACAGGUUAUGUUCGUUUACGCGACAUUGAAAGCCGUUGGCAUGAGGAAGGAGUUUCAGGAUUACCUAGCGGAGUUAUUGACACUCUCAGGAAAGUGGCACCAAGAAAUGGGAGACUUACCUUCGAGAAUUUUGUAACUGGUUUAAAGUUAUCUCUGUUGAAGAACACUGGUGCAAAUUUUAAGCAAGAUACUAGUCAAAGGAGACGUGAAAUUCCUCAACAAAAUACCCACAAGCAAGGGCCAGGGGCAGGGAAUGUAAAUUUGCAAACAGACAAUUUAAGGCCUGCACAACCACCAGACUAUGAGAACAUUGUACCAACUGAAAGAAUGCGGGCCGAUAGAAUCUUGCCAAAUCAGAGUGUGUACAGCGGGCAUAGAACCCGUCCCAAAAUGGGCAGUCAGGUGAUAAGUUCAAAUACCUCUGGACCAAAUACAGCAACUGUUCGACCAAAUAAUGUUUUACAGUCACAGAACAUUGAGUUGAGGAAUCAGAUUUACACUCGAGACCAAACCCAGCAGGCUGCAGUGAAAACUCAUGUUAAACCAGAACAUUCACGGAUAUCUGAUGAUAGAAAUCAGAAUGUGAGACCAUCCUCAUUCCAUCCAAGACAUAGUACAGAUGGAAACCAGGUUAGAAAGGAACACACUAAAAUACCAUAUAGACCUAAAAGUGCUCUUGCAGAGUUACAAAGACCAAAGGAAGUUAAUUUUAGCGAUGUGCCUGUAUCUAGACCAGAUCGCCCACCUCCAUACCGUAGACCUCAGGAAAGAGAAUCUGAUGCUGCUCCAGUCCUGCCUCCUAAAGAUAUGAAUGGACGUAUAAUGAAUGAGCUGAAAAACUGGCAAAAGGAUCAGCAGAUAUCCCCACCUGGUCACAGAGGAAAAUUACACACAGUACACAGUGAUUCCAAACUUUCUGAUCAGAAGAAGCAUGAAAUCUAUGUAAAUAUUGAUCAAAUACGAAAACAUGAAGCUAGUCAACAGGGGGCACCAGCAGGUACAGGAGGAACCAGAAAACCGGUAAUACGGCAAAAUUCUAGACGACAUACCCUCUCAAGUGGAAUAGACUAUAAUGUGAUUCGGAGGAUGAAGCAGCUAGAACAAGAGAAGGACGUGUUGUUACAGGGUCUCGAGGUCGUAGAACGAGCCAGAGACUGGUAUCAUAAACAGAUCUCAGUCGUCACCGACAAACAAAACUAUGCUGAAAAAACAUCCUGCAGUGAUGUAACAUUACAGUCACAACAAGAGAGGAUGGACUUUGUACGCAGCAGAAUUACAGAUGUUAAUAUGAACCUGAAAACACUCAUGCAGACUUCAGAAUCCGGAUUUCCAGCUCAUAUGAAUCUUGCCAUUAGAAGUAGUGCAUUUCCUGAUGAUAAGGCAACGAAAUGGCUCAAAGAGCAAAAUAAACAGCUGACUCAGGAAGUGGGGUCAAAGAGUGACAGAAUUACACAGCUAGAGAAAGAGAAGGCUAGUCUUAUCCGAGAUCUGUUUGAAGCCAGGUCAAAACAUAAAACAAACUAUGAUGAUACAACCUUCAUGUGAUAUUACACGUUUCACACAUUAUAUGUGUCUUCUUUUGUGUUAAGUGUGUGAAAUGUAUGUUACGAACAGACAGAAGAUGCUCUUUGUAUUUGAAUGUUUAAGUGUUUGUAAACCACGGCAUUGAAAACUUGAUCAGAUCCAUUAACCCAAUGGUGCCUUUCCUCAAGAAAAUUGGAAACGGACAUGUAGACAGUGCUAUAGAUAUUCACCAAAAUGAAGAAUAUAAAAGUGUCUACUGGAGUGCAGACCUUAAGUUGGACACAGUUAAUAAAGCAAUAUUCCCAAAAAAGCCUAGCUUGACACCUUGUGUUUGGGGUUAAGCUAUAAUUGUGAUUUUUGGAGGAAGUUUUGAUAUAAUCAAUUCUUUUUAUUGCAUUUAUUUUUGUAUUGUACUAUAAUCUAUGCAAGCUAAAACUAUAUAUUUCUAAGGCUUUAAUUAGGCUUUUGAAUAAUGUUUUGAUACAUGUAUUUUAUAACUGAAUAGCUAUCCUUGAAUUACAUUAAUUUUUUUUCAAGGAAAAUAAUUCAUGGAUAUUAUCACUAAGUUCUCAAAAAAAACAUCAAGAUAAAAAAGUAUUUUUGUGAUAACAAUUGCCGUUUUUGGUGUGGUUUGAGUUUUUAUCAAGGUUGUGGUAGGUGUUUUUUUCCGUCCAGUUUAGUUAUAGGCCAUUUGUUCUCCAUUGCUGAUUCAUGUGUGGCAGUCGGAGAAAUAUACAUGUAAUUACACAAUGCUUUUUAAAGCCUGGUAGAUGAAUGCCCAUUUAUCACUUAAGGUCUUUUAGAAAUUGUGUGCGGCAAAAAAGAAACAAAAAUAUAAAAAAUAUAUCUAAAUCUGAAGAUGUACAAUAAUUCUGCAGUAUCUGAGAGAAACAAAUCAAGCAUUAAGAAAUUUAUGAUAAUCGCAUUUUCACAUAAUAUGCAUGCUUAAAGGUAAAGGUGUUUCAUAAUAAGAUAUGUACAUACAAUUAAGUACUUAAACAGAAUGGGGUUCAUCUAUGGCUGAGUUAGUAAGACUUUUUAUCUUUUGCACCCCAACUGCUGUGGGUUCAAAUCCUGUAAUGGACUUGUAUUUUUUCAUGUGUGAAAAGUUAUCAAGGUAGCUGUACUAGCUUACUGGUCAGUGGUUCUAUUCAAAUGCCUGCUUUAUACAAAAAUGUUAUUAUACAAAGAAGCACCUGAGAUCUAACAGGACUUCUGGGAGGUAACCAGAGGGUCAUUGUGACUUAAAAGCCAACCCAAAAUAUACCAACAGGAAAAAUUAAUGUACUGCAAGCUUGUGAUAUUUAUUUAUAUUCAUGCAUUCCAUAAAUGAAAUUUUCUAUGAACUUAUAAUUUUAUGUCUCUACUAAGGGUUGGGGGUUAGUGUAUGGGAUUGCCCUUGUCCAUACAUCACGCCAACUGACAAAACAGUGAAUUGUGGGGCCAUCCAUGUUGAUAUGGAUACAUUUCUACUUUUUGUCAUUAUAUUUAUUGUAAAUUUUUACUUUGCAGUUUUACAUUAUGAUAUAUUGUUUAUGCCAAAGAAACUAUGUUGCUUUUUUUCUUGAGUUUUGGGUUUUUUUUUUUUUUUU
This is a messenger RNA of Ruditapes philippinarum (Manila clam), 3323 nucleotides long. RefSeq lists its product as uncharacterized. The transcript has 6 exons. NCBI's taxonomy places the organism in Eukaryota, Metazoa, Mollusca, Bivalvia, Venerida, Veneridae. Bases 103 to 1752 code for a protein of 549 amino acids. The record is from RefSeq and is a predicted model, not a curated record.